Molecule: messenger RNA, 4140 nt
Organism: Drosophila subpulchrella
Lineage: Eukaryota; Metazoa; Arthropoda; Insecta; Diptera; Drosophilidae
Product: early endosome antigen 1
Exons: 7
Coding region: 2595-3980 (461 amino acids)
Source: RefSeq, a predicted model, not a curated record
UGUUGACCCUCCUAAACAUUUAGCUAAGCUAAGCCAAGUUAAGUAGUUAAGUAUAGCUUAAAGUUCGUCAAAGUUGUAAAGUUAUUUAUCAUCGAAAUAGUUCCCGCCAAAAACUAAAAGAAAAAAUGUUUGUUUAUGUACACAAAUCAACUGAAAUCUAUGGGGCGAAAAAAGCCAGGAGCUCAGUGAAAAGGGGGAAAACUAUAAGUGUUAUCUGUGAGAUACAAAUUUAAAUUUAAUUAAUCUCAGAUUGCAGAAAUAAUUAUUGUUAUCCUAGUUCUAACUUAGCUCAUAAUUUUAAUGACAUCUUAUAUCCUUUAAUAUGUUUCUCAAAUUUUAGGCCAUGCCUCUGAAAUAUAAUAUUCCUCUUAUGUGGUAAAUGACAUUCGCCUUCGCGAAGGAAGCCAUUUAUAUGCUUUCUAUGUACAUAUCCUGGUUGGAAUGACAACAAAUAUUGUUGCCAUUCGAGUCCUCUGAUUUAUUUACCCAUAUAUACCUUCUGCCCGGACCCAAAAGUAGGAGAUCCAUUUCACUCCCCUUUCGGGUUUUGUCUACAUUCGACAAAUACAAAUCGCUCGCGAAUGUGUUUAUUGUGGAAACUCGGCUGUAUGUUCAACUGCAAUUGCCAAAGAGAGGAAGCACCUCCUGCCCUCCAUCCAGAUUCACCUGCCCCCCAGGAACUGGCGAAUCGGAAAUAGGUUUCGUGUUAUUUAUUUACCCACAAUCGACACGCGAGGCAGGCGAGCAGUGAUAUGCAUAUCGAUGAGAGCCGCGGGGAUUGGAUUGGGCAGGGAUUCGAGUGAAGAGGCCUGCUCGUGAUCCUCGUGAGUGGGAACUAGGGAUAAAAUAAAGUGAUCCUAUAUCCUGUAAUUCCUGUUCGGUAAAAGAUUUAACAAUAUAUAAUUUUAUAUUAAGAAAAUGAACUUCCGUAACUCGAAGUAUCUUUAAGACGAACUAGUUUAUGGCCACCUAAACCAUAUCUAGGCCAUACAAAAGGAAAGGAUGGAAUAGAACAGAAAUUAAGAACAAAUAAUUUUUUUAAAAGCAACAUUUUGCUGGAUUAUAUUACAAGUUCCUCAAAAAUUGAAUAUAAACAAAUUUGUUCUGGCUAUAUCUUUAAAAAAAAAUAAGAUCUGGCGUGAAAAACCCUAGAUAUGGUAACCCUGCACUAGGCAUUGUAAAUAUUAAUAAAACUCUCAAGGGAGUUAAAAUGAUCUAUAUUCUAUAUUCCCAAUCUUACAAAUGUUGGUUAGAGCAAUUAUUUGCUUGGAAAGAUUAAAGGCCCAUUAUUUUCCGAUUUCGAAAUAAAAGAUACAUUUAGUUUGGUAACUUGCAGCGAGAAAAAAAAAGUUUUUCUAAGUAUAUUUGAAUACUUGAAUAUACAUUUCUUAAUUUCUAUUUUUUUUUUUAAAUUUUGGACAAAUUUUUAAAAUUAUAAUAAGUAUCCUCACGCGAUCAUCUCCUUGGCAAACUGCCGGGCGCAAAAUCAAACACAACUCGGCAGGAGACCCAGUCAAGGGGUCGUCGGCGCUGGGAACCGGAGUAGUUCGCUUCAGAAUCCUGUCAUCCGUCGGCGGUUGUUGUUUAGUCGCGUGAAACAAAUCAAGGAAGCGCCAGGAGUCGGCAAUUUCGCGCUAUAUCCUGAACCCGCGCCUAUAAAACAGUCGAUUUACGACCCCUAAUUAGUCGCCCACGCGCCUAGUAAACCAAUUUGAAUUUUCGUAUUUUUCGGCGCGAAAAACGAAAGGAAAAGCGUGCAAUUAGCCUCGAAGUUUUCCGCUCAAAACGCGAGGGAAAAGUUGGCCAAAAGUGUAAAUUGUUUUCGAGUGUUUUGAGGGAGGUAAAAAAAAAAUGUGAACAGCGUGCAAACUGUAAAUGUGCAAAUUGAGUCGGUGGAAAAGGUGUGGAAAACUGAAAUGUGGGGGCCGCUUAAAGGGUUUAAUGACAGACAAGGAAUCACAACAAUUCAUUGCCCCCGUCUUAAUCGAUUUUCACAUUUCCCCGGGGCUAUCAAAUUCGAACUCCUUCUACUCCUCAAUAUAAUACGCCUUUAAAAGUGUUUUAAGUGCGCCGAGCCACGCUUUCCUCUAGAACUCACCCUCCCCAAUAAAUAACUAUAACUAUAACCCAUCCAAGAGUCAGACAGACGAUAUUAUUUGCUGCCACCCGCUAGGCAACUUUAUUUUCAAAUCGUGUCAAACAGUCGGGCCGCGCAAAUAAUAAUAUCUAUAAAACGGGGGGACUUCCCCACCCCCACCAAAACUUGUGUUGCCAAAGUGCCAAAGAAACGAAACUUUGAAACCCGAAACCGAAACCUUGCCACCUACGGCUCGAAUUGGUUUUAUUUUCGUGACAAACUUUUAAUAGCAAUAUUAUUGAAAUGAAAUGAAACGGUAAUGAAGUCGAAAUUCGUCUGGGUUAUGCGAGAUAUAUUUCUGUGGCCGCCGACACGAAGGCUCCGUUCCCGAGCAUUCGACACCGAAAGCGAUUUGAGUACAGAGAUAUACACUCGUAUCUGCAAUCGACAAUUGACAACUGACAGGUGAUUCCGUGCGCGGAUUUGCAGGCAAUUAGUUACAGAUUUCUGACUUGCCAUGAACGCUGAGGCCAGCUCCGCCGACUGCCCCCAUCGCCAGCAGUUGGAGCACACGCUCCUCCACUGCCAGACCCAGUCGGAAAUCCUGCAGGCCACGCGGGACAAUUACCUCAGCAUUAUCGAUGAGUUCAAGCGGGACCUCGAGGAGCUGACCGAGCAGGUGGAGCAGCAGCAGCGCCUGCAGCAGAGCUCGCACACCAGCCAAUCCUGUCCAGAGCCAGAGCUCCACAGUGUGGAUCACCCGCGAAUCAACUGCGAACUAGAAAUACAAAACGAACACCUCGCCUGCCAAAUCCAAGGACUGCAGAACAAUCUAAAGGAUCGAGAUAAUCAGAUCGACCAGCUGCAGUCCAUGAUCAGGAGCUACUCCGAUUUCAGCGAAAACAACCGACUUAAAGGGGAGAUACACGAACUCAAGCAGAAGAAUUGUGACCUGUCUCGCCAAGUGCGGGAAAUGGCUACUGUGCUGAACAACCGAGAAGAGCAACGCGUGGAGCUGUGCACCAAGCACGGGCACUUGGUGACAAGCUUCGAGAAUCAGUGCCAGGAGCUUAAGGCAGCCAAUAGAAGAGUGCAGAGCCUGCAGUCGAAAUUGGAUCAGGUGGAGCAGCUGCAGGAUGAGUUGAGAACAGAGCGCAAAAUGCUGCGGGAGGAGGUGAUCGCCCUGAAGGAGAAAGAAGCCGUUUCAGCGGGACGCGAGCGGGCACUUCAGGACCAACAGAAAAAUUUCCAUCUGGAGGUGGAGAAGCAGCGCCUAACAAUUCGCGAAUUACAUGCACAACUGCAACUAGAUGAAGCCCGGUUCAUCGAUAGUCAACGGCAGAUGGAUGAGGUCAUGAAGUCUGUGAAGCAGGAGCUGCUCGCCUCGGAGGCCAAGUACCAGCAAGUAGUGACCCGUCUGAAGCAGCAGAUCGAGGUCAACCAACAGCAGGAGCAGAUCAUCGGCUCGUUUCGCAAGUGGAAGGAUGCACAGGUCAGGGCCGACGAUGCGAUGCGCCAGUGCGCCAAGCGGGCCGAGGAGCACAUCCACAUGCUGCUGGAGGAGAACCAGGCGCUGGCCGAGGACUAUCGGAACCUCUUUCGGGACCACGGGCUCCUGGAGGCGGAGAUGUACCGGGUCAAGCAGGCGGUCAACUAUGCGUCCAGCUCCUCGUUGGCAUGCCCACCUCAGAUGAGCGGUAGACGGACGAAUGCCGAGGCGGGAAACGAUAUGGACAGACGACUGCAGAACUUGACCAGCACCUCCCAGCGUAUUUCCAACCAGAACCGGACUCUCAACGAACAGUUCUGUAACCCCUUGAGUUCUCGUAGUCCGUCAGGAAUAGGUCGUCCGGUGGCCGAGUCCACAUUGAGGCCCACAGGAUCCCCGGAUGAUUUGUCGUAAGACCGGAUGUAUAACCUGGAAUUCCCUCUCCCUCCGUCCAUUUUAUCUAUGUUUUCACCCAAAAUCCCUAGGCCAACAAUAUUUUCGAGGCGCGUAAUUUGUAAAUUAUCUUUGUAAAUUGUGGUAGAAAAUAAAUAAAACCAAGUGCUUGUGUAGCUAA